Lolium rigidum is the source of this 2666-nucleotide messenger RNA. Its product is annotated as formin-like protein 13. Gene Ontology annotation, biological process: actin nucleation; actin cytoskeleton organization. Gene Ontology annotation, molecular function: actin filament binding. NCBI's taxonomy places the organism in Eukaryota, Viridiplantae, Streptophyta, Magnoliopsida, Poales, Poaceae. The transcript has 4 exons. The record is from RefSeq and is a predicted model, not a curated record. Bases 60 to 2429 code for a protein of 789 amino acids.
ACGCGUAAAAGUUUCGAAAAAUUCAGAGGAUGGAGAUUUAGGACGAUUCCGAAUUCUCCAUGGCAGCGAGGGCUGUCGCGGCCGCAGUGUUCGCUCUCGUGCUACGUGAGCUGCUCUGGUCCACGGCGGCGGAACAUGCCGACGGGGCCAGUGCUCCGCGGCGGUCGCUCCACCAGCCCUUCUUCCCCAUCCAGUGGUCCCCGCCGCCACCGGCGUCCGGGGGCGCCACCGUGCCACCACCUCCAGCCGCGGCCGCGGCCGCGUCCACGUCGAGCUCGGGCCGGUCCGCGCCCAGCGUCACCAACAUCAUCGCGAUCGCGCUCACGGGCGGCCUCGUCGCGCUGGCGGUGCUGUCCUACUCCUGCGUCCUCCUCUGGCGCCGCGUCGCCGACAACGCGGACGACGACGACGAGCGCGCCACCGCCACGGCGAAGGCCGUCCCCGCGCGGGUCCCGAGCGACGCCGGGAGCAGCUCCCGGCGCCACCGCUCGCCGCCGCCCAGCUCCACGGCGUCCGACGCCAUCUACCUCGACCCGCUCACGUCCGCGAUGGAGGUGCGCCAGCACCGGUCCAGCCCCGACCUCCGCCCGCUCCAGCUGACGGCGCCGACGCUGGCCAGCCCCGACCUCCGCCCGCUGCCGCCGCUCAAGCGCGCGGGCGCAGCGCAGGCCCCGCCGCCGCCCGCGGCCACCCCGCCUUUGACCGGCACAACGGAGUACUCCUCCUCCGACGAGGACCACGCCACGUUCUACACCGCCCGGAAGACCGCCAUGUCCUCCUUCAGCCGGAGCACCAGCCAGCGCAGCACCCUCGAGACAGCGCCGCCGCCCCCCGCGCCACUGCCCGUGUCCGUGGCACCGCCGCCGCCGCCUGUCCCCGCGGCGCCACAACCGCGCGCGAACCACCCACGGCCUCCUCGCCCGCCUGCGCCGCCGCCGUUGCCGAGGCAGAGACUGCUGCGGCCGAUGCCCGCCGAGUCGCCGCCUCCCGCCGCUCUGGCCAAUUUAUCUUUUACAAGCCCGCCUGACACCUCCUCUGUCCUAGACAGGGGAGCAGAGAAUUCCGACGUCCAACGCGGGAGCACGCAGCCGCCGAGCCUGAAGCCGCUGCACUGGGACAAGCUCCGGGCCAUCUCCGGCCGCACCACCGUCUGGGACCAGGUCAAGAACUCCGACUCCUUCCGCGUGGACGAGGCGGCGAUGGAGAGCCUGUUCCCGAGAAACGGCGCCGCCACCGCCCCGGCCGCCGCGGGGAGUUCCGAUCAGGGGGCACCGACAAGAGGCCCCUGGAAGCAGCAGCAGAGCCGGCUGCUCGACCCCAAGAGGCUGCAGAACGUGGCGAUCAUGCUCAAGGCGCUCAAUGUCACCGCGGACGAGGUGAUCGCAGCACUCGUGCACGGAAACCUAGAGGAUAAGCCUGAGUUCUAUGAAACACUAGCUAAGAUGGCACCAACAAAAGAAGAAGAGUUGAAGCUAAAACGUUAUAGUGGUGACUUAUCAAAAAUUGAUCCUGCCGAGCGCUUUCUGAAAAGUGUACUUGAUAUUCCUUUUGCCUUCAAGAGAGUGGAUGCAAUGCUUUACAGAGCAAACUUUGACACUGAAGUGAAUUAUUUAAAGAAAUCUUUUGGAACUUUGGAGGCAGCUUGUUCAGACUUAAGAAGCAGCAAUCUAUUUUUGAAGUUGCUGGAUACUGUUCUCAAGACUGGGAACCACAUGAAUGACGGUACUAAUCGGGGCAAGGCAAGUGCCAUCAAACUUGAUUCUCUUCUAAAGCUCGCAGAUGUCAAGUCAGCAGAUGGUAAAACAACAUUGCUCCAUUUCGUCGUUCAAGAGAUCAUCCGUUCAGAAGGCUUCGAUUCUGAUCAAACAGCAACAGAUCCUGGCAGUGCUAGCAAAGAACAGUUCAAGAAGGAUGGCCUGAAAGUAUAUGCAGGGCUGAGUGUUCAGCUUUCAAAUGUGAAAAAGGCAGCCACAUUGGAGAUGGACACGUUGAGUGGUAGUGUCUUGAGACUCACAACCGACCUCGAGAAGGUAAAACUUGUCUUGCAACUUAAGGAGACAUGCCCCGAUCAAGGCUCAAGUGCGAAGUUCUUCGAGACAAUGGAUACGUUUCUCAGAAGAGCACAAAUAGAGAUCGAGAGCAUGAAAGUAGCAGAGAGGAGCGCACUGCAGCGCGUAAAGGAGACCACACAGUACUUCCACGGUGAUGCCACCAUAGAGGAACCUCACCCUUUGAGGGUAUUCAUGGUGGUGAGUGAAUUCCUCUUGAUCUUGGACCGUGUGUGCAGGGACGUCGGCAGAACACCGGAGAGGGUGAUGAUGGGUUCCGGUAAGUCAUUCCGUGUCACGGCUGGCACGUCAGUGCCGCCACGGCGGUAUGAACCGCGAAGAGAGCUUAGCUCCUCAGACGAGGACAGUUCGUCUUCGUAGAGUAACAUAGAGAACCUCUUUUUGGAUGCACAGAUAGUAGUUUAGCUCUGAGGGAAAUGAUUCUUGGAGGGUUUAUCAUGUGUAAUCAUCACUCUCAAAACUCAGAAGAGGACAUUACUGUGUAAUAUGCUAGAUGUCUACAAAGGUUAAAAAGAUAGCUGUACAAAGACAAAAAGAAAUCUUGUCUCUGUGGUAUACUGGAAAUGGGGAAAUUGUUCAGCUCGCAAUAUUAUGAUA